Messenger RNA from Ctenopharyngodon idella (grass carp), 6571 nucleotides. It is a transcript of the gene erich3, whose product is annotated as glutamate-rich 3. The coding region runs from base 171 to 5708 and encodes 1845 amino acids. The record is from RefSeq and is a predicted model, not a curated record. The transcript has 14 exons. NCBI's taxonomy places the organism in Eukaryota, Metazoa, Chordata, Actinopteri, Cypriniformes, Xenocyprididae.
CACCAUGGCAACGCUGGCUGUCAUCAGUUCCGCGCGAGGAAAGGUGUUGAGUAUUCAGAGCCGGGCAGGCGGGAUGCACACAUAGUUUUAAUGCCCUCUGGAUUAAAGAAAGCUCUAAUAUUAUCGCUUGAUUGCUUGAUUCUUACCAAAGAUCAUUACGCGCCGACAAAAUGAGUCAUCUGAACCCAGGUCUUCUUUCAGCUUACAAUAGCUUAACUGACAAACAUCUGACUGGAUACUUCAACAAUGUGAGAAUACGAAGACAUCUUCAGAAAGUUGGGCUGAUCACCCGGAGCGGACGGAUUGUUCCCGAUAAGGAGUACAGGCACAAGCUGAUCCAGCGAGCGCAUCAGAGACAUGUGAGAGAGUGUCUGGCUCAGGCCAUCUUUCACAAGGUGCUAGACAUGGAGCGCCUUCAUCAAACUGAGAUCAAGAGAAAACUUGAAGAAUUUGCACGGAGGGAACGAAUCCACAAAAUGAAGGCUGAGCGCUCCAAGAGAUAUGAAGAUGAACCAGUGCUAAUGCUGUCACCUCGGCCACCCACGGGGCCAAAGAUCUCACACGCACGGCAUUCUGGGCCGGAGGGAGAGCAUUCUGAGUCAACAGAAUCUCCGAGUUCCUCAAGGCCCAACACAGCUCCAGGGAAGAUGCAGAGGCCUGUUCGACUCAAGCCCCUGAACAGUAACAGUGCCACGGCCUCUCUGAAGAGAACCUCCCCUCGACACAGACCCCCGGAGCGGGACUCCUCUAAUGACACCGAUCAGCCCCUCAGUUAUACGCUGGACAGAGACGCCAUGAGACAUUUGACCAUGACAGACUGCUCUAGCACUGUCUCGCCCUACCGUCUUCCUGUCAUUAACAACUAUGUGACCCCUGUGCCACCCCUCACGAAGAAAAAAGAGAGAGGGCUGAGAGCAAACGGCACACUCAGGGGUCGAAAGUUAAGACCCACUACGGCACCAACAGCUGCUACAGAGCCGUCUUCUCUCCAGAGGACAUCAGCCCAGAGUAAAGUGACAGUAAGCAUGGUAUACUUUGGGAAGAGUGUUCACCUGUCCCAUGAUUUGAUGGACCUCAGAGAUGAGGUCAAGGUCUUCCAGCAGCACUGUGGAGGAGAGAACCUGUGUGUCUACAAAGGGAAGCUGAGCGAGGGAGAAGUGUUCCAAUUUGUGUCAAGACGUCACCAAGGAUUUCCCUUCAGUCUUACAUUCUUCCUGAAUGGCCUGCAAGUGGAUCGGCUCAGCUCCUGCUGUGAGUUCAAACACAGGAAAGGCGCUCGGCUUGGGGGCAGACAUGGACACUUUGGAUUUUGUGGUGUGGAAGGAGCUUCUCCUUGCUACAAGUGUAUUAUUGCCAUGGGCUUGGAUAAAAAACCCACACCUCCUCAAAAAAGAGUGAAAGAGGAGCUGCCCACCUCUAAAUCCCCUGAUGCUAAGGAGGCCACGGAUGUAGAUGAAGACAUAGACACACGUUCUAAUGCAGAGCCUGACACACCUCAGGAAAUGGAGACAGAGCCUAAUGGAGAAACAACAGGGAAGAAAAAGACCAAAGAUGACUAUGAGGAAGAUUUUGAGGCAGAUGAUGAAGGGCCAGUUGAAGAUGGUGAUGAAGUAGAGGAAAAGCCAUCUUCUGCUGCCAGUGGUGGAGAAAAAGAACCUGAGACCAGGGAUGAAAAUGACAUAAAUGAAGUGAAAAGCAACUCUGACAGUGAUGACGCCAGUAUGUCGAAGGUCAAAAGGUCAUCAUCUGUCUCAUAUGGACGAACAUCCAGCUUGUCCAGCAGUGACAAUGACAACAGUGAAAGAGAAAUUGUGGAGGACACCAAAGAAGUCACCACUGCUAAUGUUUCAGAGGAGAGCUUACAUGCAGAGGAAGACCUCACCACAGCUGAGACCAAACCGGAGGAGACAGAGGUCACAGAGUCCAGCGACAUUACAUUACCUCAAGCUGCAGCGGAAGACUCUGGGACACAGGAUAGUCCAGUGGAUGGCAUGGAGAAGAGCGACCUGGAAAUGUCAGAAGACACAGACAAGAAAGAGGGAACUGAAGGUGAGCAAUCUGGGGAGGAUGCCAAACCUGAAGAUAAGCCUCAAGAGAAUGAGCCGGAGAGAGCCAAGUCAAUGCAAGAGAAGUUGGCUGAGGCCAUUUUCAAGGAAUCUCAAUGUAGUUCAGAGCCAGAGUUUAGUGAUACAAGCACAGAGGAAGAUGAAGGCGCCUCAGUGAAGACCCAACAGGAUGGCCAAGGAACAGAAAUGGAGAGUUUCACUUCACCACAACCAUCAAACACACAGGAUGAUAUUCCAGAGAAAAGUGAAGCCAAGACCCGGGAGUCUGUAUGUGAGGAAAGAGUACAGGAGGCUCAUGUCCACACAGAAGAAGAAAUAGGAGAGACGCAGGAGCCAACUUUAGACAUAGAAGAAAUGCAGAAGGAAGAACAAAGUGAGAGGACAAAUGAAGUUGAACAACCAGAUGAAAGAGAGGAAGUAAAAACUGAGACUGAGGACAUGCAGGAGAAAGAUAAGGACGGGGACAAUACAAAUGCAGAGGUUAAUACAGAGUCUAAUGAAGAAGAGAAAGACUCAUUAGUGCAGGAACCAGAGACACAUACUGAAAUGCUGGACGCUGGAAAUACAGACACUGAGUUUCCAGAGAUGGAGGAGAUGGAUUUGGUAUCUCAUACAGAGAAUGAUACAGAAACAGGUGCAGAUGACACUCAGAGGCAGCGAGACGCUGAUGACGCAGAUCAGAACAUAGAGAGGAGGAGCGAUGGACAGCCAGACAGAGAUGAAAGAGAAGACCUAUCAGAUGAGGCUGGGGAUGAUAGGUCACCUGGGGAAAUGGCACAGAAGACAGAUGGCAAGGUGGAUUGUGAGGGCUCUGUUGGUAAGGAGGAAGAUGGUGAAAAAUCCAGUGAAGAGAAAGAUGAGACAAAGGUUGAGGAUACAAGUGAAGAUUUGGGAGUAGAGGAGUCAGAGAAACCUGGGAAUGAAGAAAUCCAAGUUGGCGAGAAAGAAAAUGAGUUAGAGUGUAAGGAGGAAGAUGGUGAAAAAUCUAUUGAAGCGAAAAAUGAGACAAAGGUUGAGGAUACAAGUGAAGAUUUGGAAAUAGAGGAGGCAGAGAAACCUGAGAAUGAAGAGAUCCAAGUUGGCGAGAAAGAAAACGAGUUAGAGGUUAAGGAGGAAGAUGGUGAAAAAUCUAGUGAAGAGAAAUAUGAGACAAAGGUUGAGGAUUCAAGUGAAGAUCUGGGAGUAGAGGAGGCAGAGAAACCUGGGAAUGAAGAGAUUCAAGUUGACGAGAAAGAAAACGAGUUAGAGGUUAAGGAGGAAGAUGGUGAAAAAUCUAGUGAAGAGAAAUAUGAGACAAAGGUUGAGGAUUCAAGUGAAGAUCUGGCAGUAGAGGAGGCAGAGAAACCUGGGAAUGAAGAGAUCCAAGUUGGCGAGAAAGAAAAUGAGUUAGAGGGUGACCAAGAAUCAAAAGUAGAAGAUAAACAAAAUAAGGACAGUACAGAAAAAGACAAUGAUGGUGUGAAUGCUGACCAUAAAGAAAAUGAAGAUGGAGAACUGUCUAGUGAGGCUCUAAAUAGACUAAAUGAGUCACGGGAAAGUCAAGAUGUGAGGGCAGAGGGUAAUGAAAAAGAGGAUGAUGGUGUGAAUGAUGAACAAAAAGAAACAGAAGAUGGAGAACAGGUUAGAAACAUACUUAGCGAUGGAGCCGAGGAAGAAGGGCCAGAGAAAACGAACAGUGAGGUUGAGAUUGAAGGAGAAAUCAAUAAAGGGAAGGAUGAAAAGAUGGAAGAUAGGUCUCAGGAAGGGGAAGAAGAAGAGGACAGGAAGAUGGAUGAGAUGGCAGAGGGAACAGAUGGAAAUUAUGUAGAGAAUGAGGCAAAAGACAAAGAGCAUGAGGAUGAGUUAGAAACAGGAGAAAAGUUGAUAGAAGAGCCAGAGAAGGAGAUGGCAGAUAUAAACGAGAUUAGUGAGAAUACAUUAGAGGCAGGAGAUGGUUCUGGUGAGAAUACAGUCCAAAAAUUAGAAGACAUCUUUGAAGACCAAAAUGAGGAAUCAGUUUCACAGGAAGAACAAAAUGAAAUGGGUUCCAGCAGGGCGCCCAAGGAUGACACAGAGGCCAGUACCAAGGAAGAACUAAGUGAACCUGCUGAGGUGAAUAAUGACCUGCAAGAUAGUAACAUAGAUGCUGAAAAUGGAGAGAAACAAGACGUCGGUCUUGAGGAGGCUGAGAAGGUGGAAGAUUAUCUCCAAGAGGAAACGCAAGAUAAAUCAGAGGGUGAGACAGGUGAUAGUGCUCAAGAAGUUAUAGAUGACAAUGAAAAGCCAGAGACUGAUAAAGAUAUGAAAGAAGAAGAAAACGAUAAUGGCAAAGAGCAUGAGAUAGAAAACAAGUUGAAUGCUGAAGUUAUUCCCUCAGAAAUAGAGUCUCAGUUGGGCGGUGAACAUGAGGACCAGGGCAGUGACAACCAAAACGCUGACAAAGAGGAUGACAAAGAAGAGGCUGACAAAGAAUCAGAAACCUCUGCAACAACAUUCAUAGAAAACAUAACUCCUCAGAUAACACAGACGAUAGUCAAUAAGGAUACAGAAAGUGAGAUUGUCUCAGCAGAAACUAAAGUUACAGCAGAGGAACCAGAACUGAAGGGUACUGAUGAUGAACUGAGAAGUAGAGAUGCUCCUGAAGGGAUGGACAGUGAGACAGCGCAACCUUUGGAUCUAGUGAGUAACUGGAUUAACAUACACCAAGAGUCAAAGUAUUUUCAGACGUUCAUCGAACCCCUCGAUGAAGAGGGUCUCAUCUCGGAAGAAACCGAGGAGAGACUAAACGGUGAAGUGUUAGAUGCUACAGAUGCACCACCAAGUACUGAUAUUGGGGGCCUUGAUGAAACACUCAAGAGUAGAGAUGAAACUGCAACUCCCAUAAGGAACAACCUCAAUGAGUACACAGAGUCUGUAGUCGAAAGCUUGAAAUCAGAGACUAAAGUUGAGGCCGUAGAAGCAGAUGCUUACAGUAAUCACUCUAAAGACAGCAUACAAUCUUCAACCAAAGAUGAAAGAGUCCAGGAGGCUGGAGAUACUAGAGGUUCUUUGGUCACUUCCUGGUCUAGAGAGAGUAAUAAUGAAGACACCAUUCAAAAAGACACUGCUAGACAGGAAACUUUGACAUCAGGUGACGUCAUAAACAUGGGGACAACAGCAACAUCUGAAGACAUUCAAGACAAAGCCCCAUCUGAAACAGAACAACAGAAUGUAUCUAGAAUUGUCGACCUGAAUGUAAAAGAGUCCGAACAAUGUGAUCAACAAAAUAUGACUGAUGAAACCAAACAUUUAGCCCAAACAGAGGAAGCAAGUAAUAAAGAGACCUUGGAGAGUUUGGAAGACAAUUUGAAACCUGAGCAUGAACCUCAGUCAGAGAAUAUCGAGCCACAGAGUCCGACAAUCACAGUAAUUACAGACCUCACAAUUGUCAAUAAAUCGGAAAAUGGGAGCCAAGAUGACACAGCAAGUGUAGACUUCCAUUCCAGACAGUCAGAUGGAAGCAGGAACGUGAAUGGAAACAGGAGAACAAAAGUAAGUGAUGGCCAAUUCAAACAGACUCUAAGCACAGAGACCUUAAGCACUUUCUCAUUGGAUGACUCAAGAUUUUUUGGGCCCGCAGGAUAUCCGAGAUUAACGACUGCUCACACGGAGAACAGUUAUUAGUACAAUAGUAAAUCCUUCACCUAACCAAGGGGUGUCCAGCCCUACUCCUGCAGGCUAUUGUCUUGCAGAAUUUAGGUCUAACCCCAGUUAAACACAUUUGAACAAGUUAAUCAAGGUCUUCAGGAUUACUAGAAACUUCCAGACAGGUGUAUUGGAAAAAUCUGCAGGACAUCAGCCCUCCGGGAGCAGGAUUGGACACCCCUGCCUCAACCCAUAUUGAUGGGAUUGAAAUAAUGGCACUUCCUUUUCCUUAUCAGAGAACCAUAGUGAGUCCUGUGUGCUUGGUAGGGAAGCUAUCAACAUCCCACUGAAAAUAGACACCGUAGAAAGCACGCAGCACAAAUAAUUUAAUUAUUCAUGAAGUGGAGCCCUCCAGUUGGUUAGGCUGCACUAGCAGUAUACCGACACACUUCAGACAUGCAUACCUUAACUAAAAGACUAAUGCCUGCACUUUCCUCCGUGUUCCUAAUUAAUAUCCGGAACACUUUAAUUUGCGGUUGCACAGUGUGAUGUGAAUGACAUGAACACCUUGCUGAUUUCUGGCAUUAGUUUAAUGGUGUUCUCAUGAUUUUACACUGGAUUAAUCAUCCAUCAUCAGUUCACAUACAUUGCUAUGAUACCUUCUUUCUUUCUAUUUUUUUUCUUCUUUUAUUAUUGCUCAUAAUCAUGCAGACCAUGAGAGUUAGAAUCAAAACUUUAGAUGUUUCAAACCCAGAAGCAAGGCCAAAUUGCUCUAAUAGUGCCUGUGUUGUUAAGUGACAUCAGUCGUUUAAAUAACCUGUCAAGCUCCUGUUUCAUUCGUUGGCUUUUUUGUCAAAAAAUGGUUAUUGCUUUUGAAAUUAGAAUAAAAAUGCUGAAAUACA